Cryptomeria japonica (Japanese cedar) is the source of this 3128-nucleotide messenger RNA. RefSeq names its product pentatricopeptide repeat-containing protein At2g13600. Bases 212 to 1741 code for a protein of 509 amino acids. The transcript is spliced from 2 exons. The record is from RefSeq and is a predicted model, not a curated record. NCBI's taxonomy places the organism in Eukaryota, Viridiplantae, Streptophyta, Pinopsida, Cupressales, Cupressaceae. Gene Ontology annotation, biological process: RNA modification. Gene Ontology annotation, molecular function: RNA binding; protein binding.
UAUACUACCAAUAAUAUGAGAAGGAAUUAUGCAACGUGCAAUCAAGGGAUGGUCGCAACGCUUUCAGUCCAGCCUCUCUCACGGAAUCGAGGGCCCGAGUGUUUUUAUUGGGGAUGAAUUUUUCCAACAAUAAUGAAUGACAGGGAAUUUUUGUUCGCAACAGCCACCUGGAUUACUAAGGGAAGCUGGACUAUGAAACUAAGUUGCUAUUAUGGGAAGGUUAGGUUUACAACAGGCUGUGGAUGAUCUGUGCAUGAAUAAUGAACACAUUUCUAGUUUACGCGAAAAGAAUCAGCCUUUAUAUGGUUUUUAUGAUUCAGAGAUCUAUGCUUCUCUUUUACGAGGCUGCAUAGGCUUACAAGCUUGUAAAAAAUUCCAUGGCUAUAUGCUCAAAACCGGGUUUAAGAUUGGAUAUGUUAAACUUGGAAAUGUAGAGUGUUCACGCCAACUGUUUGAUAAAAUGCCUCAAAGAAAUCUAGUGUCUUGGAAUACAAUGAUUUCAGGUUUUUCUGGCAAAGAGGGAGUGGAAUUUUUUUGUCGAAUGCAACGGGCAGGUGUAAAGCCAGAUCGACUUUGUAUUGUUGGGGUUCUGAACGCCUGUGCUAGCGUAGGCGUGGAAGCACAGGAACAGGGUAAGCAGGUACAUGGUUAUGCUAUAACGAAUGGUUUGGUAUUCUGUAAUUCAAUUGUUAGCAACGCAUUGAUUGAUAUGUAUGGUAAAUGUGAGAGAAUAGAUGAUGCACGUCGCGUGUUUGAUACGAUGCCUCACCACGAUGUCGUCUCUUGGACUGCAAUAAUCAAGGGGUAUGUGCAAUUGGGGGAAGUGGAGAUUGCACGUGAAUUGUUUAACAAUACACUUGAACGAAACAUAGUCACAUGGAACACUUUGAUGGCAGGAUAUGCACAGCAAGGGUAUGGUGAAGAUACUCUGAUACUAUUUGGGAAAAUGCUUAGGCAAGAUGUGAAGCCAGACCACUUUACCUUUGUAAGUGUUCUGAGUGCAUGUGCUGGCCUGGCUGUGCUGGAAUGUGGAAGACAAGUGCAUUGUCAGAUUACUAGAACAGGACACGAUGUAACCAUCUUUUUGGGCAAUGCUCUUGUUGACAUGUAUGCAAAAUGUGGGAGCACUGUAAAUGCCCACAAUUUAUUCGACAGAAUGCUCGAGCGAGAUGUUGUGUCAUGGAAUGCAAUGAUGGUUGGAUAUGCUCAGAAUGGAUAUGGCAAAGAGGCCCUUCAACUCUUUGAAAAAAUGCUUGAUGCCGGCUUGAAACCAGAUGAAAUUACUUUCAUGUGCAUUCUCUCUGCAUGUAGCCAUACAGGCCUAGUUGAUGAAGGCCAUUACUAUUUUAGUUCAAUGAGUCAUCGUUAUUCAGUCACACCAAGAGCAGGUCACUAUGCAAUCAUGAUUGACAUCCUUGGGCGAGCUGGGCGCAUGGAUGAAGCAGAGCACUUGAUAGACAACGCACCAUUUGAACCAGAUGCAAGCAUGUGGAGGGCAUUGCUUGGUGUCUGCAGGAUUCGUGGCAAUGCCGGAGUAGCAAAACGUGCAGCAGAAUGUCUUUCUAUGUUGGAACCACAAAGUGCUUCACAAUAUGUGGUGCUGUCAAAUUUGUAUGCUGCCGAUAAAAUGUGGAAUAGAAUGGCCGAGGUGAGAAAAUUGAUGAGAGAGAGGAGAGUGAAAAAAAUGCCAGGGUGCAGCUGGAUUGAGGUGAAGAACAGGGUGACUGCAUUUAUUGCAUAAGACAAGUCUGUGACAAUCACAAUUCAUCUUUCGAAAACUAGAAAUACUUGCAUUGGAGACAGACAAGGCUUGGAACGUAAGAUGCAAGUUUUAUUUCAUCUUAGGAUAGGAGAGUGCACGAGGUUUAUAGACACCUAUCAGAAUUAUCCAGAACACUUCAUAGAGGCAUCCAUGUAACUCAUCUGUUCUGAAGUGCUAUGGCUAAUCAAAACACAGAGAAACACAGCUAUAAAGACACGUGAGAAUACUUAAUAAUAUCUUACAUGCACUGCUUCCUAAUACAGAAAACAUAAAACUACCGUAUGCCUUCAGACUGGUGGGAAAUUUCUCGCUAAGCCCUUAUGAUGACAAUGUCCAAACAACAACUCUUUCACAGAGGCUUUUAAGAUGUUCUGUGCAAAGAUUUUACAGCACAAGGAAAGAGAUACUUUUUGAGGCCGCUAAGAAGAAAGAGAGCUUAGAGAGCUUAACUUAGACCUUUAACUGCCCUGCUAUCAUUUUUGGCUUCUCUCACGUGCGUUUGAUGAAUAAUGGGCACUUUAUCUGUGUAUGCUGCAGUCUUCAACGUGCAGAGCUGCCUUUUAGAUACGUGGGGAACAAAAUUACAUGGAAACAGUACCAGGUUCAGCUGAUGCAAAUCUAGUUACCCUACGAGAAAUUUGGGCUACCAGAGGGUUUUCUGUGAAAACCAAAUAUUCAAUUUGUCGAAUGGAGGUAUGAUUAAGUAGAAACAAGUGUAGAGAUUAAUGGGAGAAAUUUAAACGGGAAGUAUUACUUUAUGAAAAGAAGGCUUUAGUCUCAGUAGGCAAAUGAAGGACAAAGGCACAGUCUGGGAGUAUCCAAACAGAGUUUUGGACAUUCGAAACUGGUGGUCUGCAGACUAUAUGUUCAACAUGCCCUUUGAGAAUGUACAUAGCAUGAAAAAGAGCAAAGAAUUUGGGCUAAUUUGGUUUCUCUGAACAAGUUUCUUUUGUAUAUUAAAUAAAUAUAUUGGUGGAAUUUGAGAUUCUUCCCUGAGCUUCAUGAGUAUGUAUACUGUAGGUUAGUUCUAAUCUUGAUGUUUGAGCUUAUUUGAAGCUAAAAGGAUAGAUUAAUCUGCUCUGACAUUGUGAUGAAAGGAAUAUUAUUUCUAUCUGGUUACAUUCAGAGGAUGAUUAAUAAGUCAUGCACUAGUUCAAGGCAUGUGGUAUACUAGCAAGGAUAUCUUUUCUUACAAUUAGCGGUCCAGGAGUCAUUGAAUAUGCGACUAAGUUAUAAAUUUGAAUAAUGAAGAGAGAAUAAUCUCCCGGAUUGGUCGACAAUGGAGAAGUCAUAACUACAGGGUUUUUGUUUCCCAUUUUUUAAAAGUUUGAUAGAAACCAUUUCAUCCCUUGGAGUUAUCCUCCUU